AUGGAACUUUUGUUUUUGCUGCUGCUUUUGCCUCUUGUCGUGGAGACUAUGUUGGAAGGUCGCUCCUGCGUGCUACCGAGGUUGUUUCCCAGUUCUUGUCAGGCAGAUACCAACUGGUCUUUCAUGACAUACCUGCCGGACUUGGACACAAAGAAUGGCAAGCGCCCUAAAGAUGUCGAUGACGAAGAAGAACCUCAACCGAGGAAGAUUAAUAGGAGAGUGGAUCCUUGCCAUCAAGGCGAGACAACCCAAUUUCUUUUUCAACAGCAAUCCUGUCACGCUGAUGAUUUUGUUCUUCCACAAAUCGAUGAGGAUCAGAGCAAGAAUUGCGUGUCUUUGAGUAAUUUCCAAGGAGUUGAAAAGGCUGAAACAUUUUCUAUCCAGUUACUGGAUGAAGAUGAGCAUAACCGAGCUGGGAAUUCAUUGGUGCUGUCCAGUUACCUUCAAUCUAAUAACCAGGAGGAGGAUCAGUCCGGGGAUUCAUCAGAUUCCAGUGGUCAGCAAUCUGUUGAACAGCAAAUGGAGCAGGAGGCCCCUGAUGAGCAGGAAGAGCGUCAUGGUGGUGAUUCAUCGGAUUCCGGUUCUCUUUUGCCCCGAAUGAACAGGGACAGCUCAAUAGCCUGUCUCAGCCGCUGUUCGAGGUCCGAUUAUGGUUCUCUGGCCUCACUUAAUAGGAGCUUUCGGAACACAAUCCGAAGUGGUGAGCUGUAUAGGUGGAGGAGACUGAGUGGCAUAGUAGAGCACUGGAUUUAUUUUUCCUGUGCCCUCCUCGAAUGGGAGGCCUAUGAUCCAAUCCGCCAAAGGUGGAUGCAUUUACCAAGGAUGGCUUCUAAUGAAUGCUUCAUGUGUGCAGAUAAGGAGUCUUUAGCUGUAGGUACUGAACUUAUUGUAUUUGGCAGGGAUCUGAUAUCUCAUGUCAUUUACAGAUACAGUCUUCUGACUAACUCAUGGUCAUCUGGAAUGAGGAUGAAUGCUCCAAGAUGCUUGUUUGGAUCUGCCAGCCUUGGGGAGAUUGCUAUUUUGGCUGGUGGCUGUGAUUCGGAUGGUCGUAUCCUUGACUCAGCUGAACUGUACAAUUCUGAGAAUCAAAGCUGGGAAGUACUCCCUAGCAUGAAUAAGCCCAGGAAGAUGUGCUCUGGGGUAUUUAUGGAUGGAAAGUUUUAUGUUAUUGGGGGAAUUGGUGGAAAAGAUUCUAAGCUUCUUACAUGUGGUGAGGAAUACAAUUUACAAACUAGAACAUGGACAGAAAUUCCUAACAUGUCUCCUGGACGCAGCAGAGCUACCUCUGACAUGCCUGCGACCGUGGAGGCACCACCUCUGGUUGCGGUUGUAAAUAAUGAAUUAUAUGCUGCUGAUUAUGCUGACAUGGAGGUAAAAAAAUACAAUAAAGAGAGAAGAUUGUGGCAUACCGUUGGGAGACUGCCUGAGCGAGCAGUGUCGAUGAAUGGUUGGGGUCUUGCAUUCAGGGCAUGUGGUGAUAAGCUAAUUGUGAUUGGAGGUCUAAGGACUCAUGGUGAGGGUUAUAUUGAACUCAAUUCAUGUGUGCCUGGUGAAGGACCUCUACAGUGGAUUCUACUUGACAGAAAACGCUCUGGCAACUUUGUCUAUAAUUGUGCUGUGAUGGGAUGCUGA
Molecule: messenger RNA, 1632 nt
Organism: Sphenostylis stenocarpa
Lineage: Eukaryota; Viridiplantae; Streptophyta; Magnoliopsida; Fabales; Fabaceae
Source: the annotation of a GenBank genome assembly